AUGGCUCCUCCAGGUGCGCUCUUCUUGUCAUUCUCUCGCUUCCUUCGUGCUUUCUUCUCCACUGGACUUGAAUCGGCAUAUUUUCCGUGCGUUUGUCGGUUCGCGUCGCGUUUCGCAGACGGAAUUUCGAAAAUUCUCUCUUUCUUUUCUCUCUCUUUUUCUCUCGCUCGUCGUCUGAGUGAGUCCGAUUCCUUUUUUCUUUACUUUCUCUUUCUCUUCGUGUUUGAUUUUGUGCAAACAGGCGUUGCCGCUCUAAGGAGUGGAAGAAACAAAGGCAACGUUAGAUACGCUAAUGAUGAAGAAGGCUUUGGUGGAGCGGCACUUUCGAAUACGACUUUAGCCAGCGAGGACGAAGAGGAAGAGGAUGAAUUCGACAACGACGAGGAAGACGAAGACGAAGAUGACGAGGACGAGGACGAGGACGAAGAGGAAGAGGAAGACUCUGAAAGCGAGGGAGAAGAGGAUGAAGAGGAAGAGGAAGACUCUGAAAGCGAGGGAGAAGAGGAUGAAGAGGAAGAGGAAGACUCUGAAAGCGAGGGAGAAGAGGAUGAAGAGGAAGAGGAAGACUCUGAAAGCGAGGGAGAAGAGGAUGGUGAUGAUGAAGAGGAAGACUCUGAAAGCGAGAAUAAACACAAAAAAUGA
Molecule: messenger RNA, 642 nt
Organism: Bathycoccus prasinos
Lineage: Eukaryota; Viridiplantae; Chlorophyta; Mamiellophyceae; Mamiellales; Bathycoccaceae
Exons: 1
Coding region: 1-642 (213 amino acids)
Source: RefSeq, a predicted model, not a curated record